Bemisia tabaci is the source of this 5537-nucleotide messenger RNA. RefSeq names its product Homeodomain interacting protein kinase (gene Hipk). NCBI's taxonomy places the organism in Eukaryota, Metazoa, Arthropoda, Insecta, Hemiptera, Aleyrodidae. The record is from RefSeq and is a predicted model, not a curated record. Gene Ontology annotation, cellular component: cytoplasm; nucleus. Gene Ontology annotation, biological process: peptidyl-serine phosphorylation; peptidyl-threonine phosphorylation. Gene Ontology annotation, molecular function: protein serine/threonine kinase activity; ATP binding; protein tyrosine kinase activity.
GAGAGAUAUCCUUUUGUAGCGUAAUGCCAGUGCUUCGGCUUCGAUCUUUUCAACAUUUCUAAUCUACUUACCACCCUACAAUGAAGUGAAACUACGGAGUUUGUGACAGUUGGGUACUUGCAAUGAUUACCCAGUAUCAUUUCAGGUGCCGUGUUUAUUCGUAAUGUUUUCGUUGUAAUCUCUCCUUUUUGCUUAGACCAGAAGUGCUUUUUCAACUUACAAUGCUCCUCGUCGGUAGUUCAUGUUUCAAUAUGGCUGGACUUCGCUGCAAGUGCUUUCCGAGUUUUUGAAAUCAGCAUGAAAGUUGAGGUCUCUUUCACAAGUCGAGAGUGUGAGAGGGAUCACGUGACAUGUUCACCCAACCUCAGGUCAUUACGCAUCACAGUGUCGAUAGCCACAGCAGUGAAUCAUCGAGCGUCAUCCAUCAUAAGAAGCGUAAGUUAGACCACGGGAACCACCACCACCACCAUCAUCAGCUGAGCUCUUCAGAUGUAUCCUCCACGACCAAUGUCAACUACGCGACUGUGAGCGAUUACCGCUCGCAACACCAUCGCUCUUCCAACAGCAAUGUCCAUCACGUCAUCAAGACGAGCCCCAGUUGCAGCUCUGCCGUUAUUUCUCUCAACAAUGUCCCUCAGAAUUACAUUCGAGCCUCAACAAUAAAACUCCUUGAUACUUACCAGCGCUGCGGACAAAAGCGAAAAUCUUGUGAAAACGGUAAUGGUGGAGAUCGCACUGGGCCAAGUUCUACAACGACGACGCACAGCAAGGGAGCAGGUGCCGCCGCUCAGACAACCAACUCUGCCGGAGCGGACGGCGAUUACCAACUUGUCCAGCACGAAGUGUUAUACUCUAUGACCAACCAGUAUGAAGUGUUAGAAUUCUUAGGCAGGGGCACUUUUGGACAGGUUGUAAAAUGUUGGAAAAAAGGAACGAACGAAAUUGUCGCGAUCAAAAUUUUGAAGAACCAUCCUUCUUAUGCAAGGCAGGGACAGAUUGAGGUAAGCAUAUUGUCCCAGCUUAGCAAGGAAAAUGCAGAUGAAUUCAAUUUUGUUCGGGCCUACGAGUGUUUCCAACACAAGAACCACACGUGUCUUGUGUUUGAAAUGCUCGAGCAAAACCUCUACGACUUCCUCAAGCAGAAGAAAUACAGUCCUCUCAAAUACAUUCGACCAAUUUUGCAACAAGUAUUGACUGCUUUGCUGAAACUGAAGCAACUGGGAUUCAUCCAUGCUGACUUGAAACCGGAAAACAUAAUGUUAGUUGACCCUGUGCGCCAACCGUAUCGGGUGAAAGUGAUAGACUUCGGUAGUGCCUCUCAUAUAAGUAAAGCUGUUUGCAAUACUUACUUACAAAGCCGUUACUACAGAGCACCUGAAAUUAUCCUUGGGCUGCCGUUUUGUGAAGCAAUCGAUAUGUGGUCGUUAGGCUGUGUUGUUGCAGAGUUGUUUUUAGGUUGGCCCCUUUAUCCUGGUUCCUCUGAGUAUGACCAAAUUCGCUACAUCAGCCAAACUCAGGGACUGCCUACCGAACAUAUGCUCAACAAUGCAUCAAAAACCACAAAGUUCUUCUAUCGAGAUAUGGACAGCACGUAUCCAUUUUGGAGGCUCAAAACACCAGAGGAGUACGAAUCUGAAACAGCAAUCAAGACGAAGGAAGCCCGGAAGUACAUUUUCAACUGCUUGGAUGACAUCGGACAAGUAAAUGUGCCUGCUGACUUGGAGGGUGGCGAGCUACUAGCUGAGAAAGCUGAUAGACGAGAGUUUAUCGACUUACUCAAACGAAUGUUGACCAUGGACCAGGUGGAACGCCGCAUCACGCCAGGAGAAGCACUGAAUCAUCCAUUCGUUACUCUAGCCCAUCUUGUUGACUAUGCGCACUGCAACAAUGUGAAAGCGAGUGUGCAGAUGAUGGAAGUCUGUCGCAGAUCAAACUCUUCAUCUUCUCACCAAACGCCACCUCAAGUUGUUGCGAAUUUAGUACCAUCCACCAAUGGGAAUGUCACCCUUACAUUCAAUAACCAACUCACUAAUCAAGUACAGCGCAUCGCUCGCCCUCCGCCUCCGGUCACAGGGUUUGACAACCUGUAUCAGCUUUAUAACAACAGCAGACGUGGUUACAGUGGCUCCUCCCGGGCAGAUCCAUUCCAACAUCCACUUUCAAUUCUUGGUUACCAAGCAAUGGGCUCACCAGCCAAACAUGUGACAGUUGUCUCUCAGCAGCCUCCACCGCAGCUUCAAAUUCAGCCCCCGAUCAUUUCCCAACAGGUACUUUGUUCUGAUCAGGGUCAGCAGUAUGUUGUCGAGUCAGGUGGCAGAGGAAUGCUGGCAGUUCAAACUCCGUGGCCAACAGGUCGCCAGAUGACACUUGUGCCCUCGUGGCAACAGCCACUUUCCGAUCAUAUAACUGACUGGUCACGUCCUCUGCUCGUUGAUUCUUCUGCAUUAAUCCAGGAACAGCGUCCUGCAGUUUUUGCAACAGAAGUCUAUGAAAGCUUGGUUGAAAGUCCAAAUUCUGGCUGGAACAAAAGAAGUAGCAAAAUGUCAGGUGCUCAGACGAUCGCCCAGGCCCACCAUCAUCUAGCUCCCACUGUUGCGCAUAAAACCCACACACAGUUGAGUCCUUUGAAGAAACGUGUUAAAGAGGGAACUCCUCCAAAUGAAACAGGUUCAACUCGAAGUGGCCGUAGCAUUGUUCGACACUCUCCCAAUUACUCCAACAAUAACCAUUGGCAUAAUCACAAUAGCAGCUCUUACAGUAAUCAUAACAACAAUAACAGCAGCAACAACAAUAACAGUAAUACAAAUUGCAACAGUGGCAGCAACAGUAACAUUAAUGGAAGUAACAACAACUCGAUCAACUCGGUGGCGAACAAUGUAAAUAAUAAUCAUGUUUCCCAUUCUCAAAAUUCCCGGCAGCAAACAAUUACAAUUCAUGAUACUCCUUCACCAGCUGUAUCAGUCAUAACUAUUUCUGACAGUGAUGAUGACAACCCUCCGAAAUGCAAUCCCUCUGCAGUGACAACGACGCAGGCCACAAAUGGGCAUAGCAAUUUAAUUUCCUGCGUAACUGUACCUGACAGUGAUCCGGAGGAACAAACAGUUUUGUAUCACAUGCAGUCCCACUCUUCGCCCAUCAUAUACCAUCAUUCAAAUAAACUUCCGAGUUUUUUUGUUGCCACUCGAAGCCCAAAACAAGAAGUUGUCUCUUCUCAGAUGUAUUAUCAACCGCCACAGCUUGUUCGAGAAAUAAAACAUGAACCACCAAUAAACUCAACCAGUCGUUCAUACAGUGGUAACUAUUCCUCGGUUGGUGCAUCGCAGUCUCAAAAGAAGCGGCUUCUCGCCAAAGCUCAAUCGGAAUGCUUAAACAACAACAUCGUAACAAAACAAGAACCCCACAGUAUCCCCCCUGCAGAGCUUCAAUACCAGCAAGUUUGUCAUGGAGCGCCCAACUGCAAGGAAUCCUAUCAUUUUGUUACACCAGCACAGGAUCAGCAUAUUGUGUACACUGGUGACAAACGCCUAUCAUAUGCUGUACCACAUCAUAAGAGAGGAGGAGAGUCAAGCCGUUCCGAUUAUCAUCAAAUGCAACCGCCUGCAGCUCACUCAAGCCGAGAACAUCUCAUCACCAAACCAUCCUGGCCUCCCCAAGCCAUCCCUAUCCACCAAUCUUACAGUGGAUCUCAUCUUUCUCCUCAAGGACGGGGUUUGUCUCCAUUGGCAGGACAACCUCUCUAUCAUCAGGGUGAAUUGUAUCGCCGUCCUGUUUACGUAACCACAACUCAGCCCUAUCUUCCACCACCUCCUCACCAGUCAGCAACAGCCUUUACAACAGGACGUGCUAUACCGCCACCUGCACAUCAUGCAAGCGCACGACCGUUGUUGACAACCCACCCCUCUCAUCCGUUGCCUGCGCAUAUGCAGUCAGCAGCAGUUUUCCCAGCUGCUGCUUCAUACGGGUUUCUGAGCCCGGCUAAAUCCCAUCAAUACCAUCAACCAACAGGAUUAUGGUUUCCUGAGUAGCAGUCAAUUUUGACUCCAUUUUGGUGUUGGAUGAAGCGGUAGUUGUGUUGACAAGAGAUCUGCGAGUACUUGGUUGCAACCUGACUUAGUUGCACGAGGCACUUAGCCAUCUGUUCGUACUGAGAUCAUGUUUGUUAGUGAUUGCGGUCAUCAGAAUCACGAAUAGCUGUAAAUACAGUGUAAAGCUAGUACUUGGAUACGUCUCAAUAUUUCAAUUUAGACUUGGACCAAGAUUAUAAUAUUGUGCUUGGGUACUUAGCUGUCAUUAUAAUUUUAAUAUUGCUCUAUCAGUAAAUUGGUUAUGUCUCUUGAUUGUUAAUCUUUUAGUCAUCUGCCGUGUGAUAUUUUAGUAGAUCAAACUAUGUAUUUAGUUUAUAUUCUUGUAUUUUCAGUUUCUCUUGCUUUUAUUUACUAAUUCUUAUCAUAGACUUUCAACCAUCUGCAGCUGGAAAUGAAAAAACAGUUACUAAUGUUUUCUAAAAUCAUCAUGGGAAUAUUGAAUGUUCAUGUAAAAUGAACAGCCUAGCCUGUCUUUAGAUUAAAAUUUUUUGUUGGUUUACCUCUGCAUGGAAGUGGUACAUUCUUAUUUUGGGUAAACCAUUAGUUUUAUUUUUUCUUCAGUUGCUGAUUUUUUUCAAUUAUGGUCAGCACACUCAGGUUCUCCUCUGAAAAGUUGCACGGAAUGAGCAUAUGCUCCUAAAAUUUCCAACAGAGUCCCCUCAUGUGGAUCGAACAGAGAAAACCCACUUUGAAUGCUUUGUGUUUCAUUUUGUAUUCAGCUCAAUGUGAUUGUUAGAUCAUAGUUCUCUGCAAGUAUGUCUAAAAUUGAAUGUAAAUGAAUUAUAACUUAGACGUUGAGCACAACAUGUGUUAUUUUCAACCAAGAACAAUGUCCCUUUCUAUGUCUGGCGAAGGUACAUGUGUGUCCUGUACGAGUAUUUAAUUUAACGUAUUUGGAGGCAGUAGUAAUGCUAACUAUGAGUCUACUGCUGAUCUAAUCUCAGAACACUCUUCAUGAUAGCUACUGAGAGGUGGUGCUAGCGUAGCUGUAAUUAUUGAUGGGGACUCCCAAAAUAUUGGAGAAAAUUUUGCUGGAUUAUAUGUUUCCACUCUUGACACCGGAGUUAUGAUUGUUUGUGACAUCAAUCAAACGUUGAAGAAGUGAAUGCACAUUAAUCAUGAAUUAAUAUUCAAAUUAAUUUUAUUCACUUAUUUGUUAUUGUUAUUUCUUUUUUUCCUUUUAAUCACAUCGUUGUUAAGUAUGAGUCUAUCCUAGUGAUAUUCAGUGUUAGAUACCUACUUGCUUUGUGUGUUUUAACAAUUAUUCUUAACAAAUUCUUUGUAUAGUAGGCUCAUUAUUUUCAUGUAAUCUUAAUCAGUCGAAAUUUCCUUUUACAAGUAAGCGAUAACACAUAAUAAUCUAAAUCACACCUCUAUCAUAAAUUGUGUUGAUCUUUUUGGCAAAUAGAUCGUCGAAUUUAAGAGCCUGAAACCUGUCUGUAACAGCAUGAA